Messenger RNA from Parasteatoda tepidariorum (common house spider), 1905 nucleotides. Its product is annotated as sulfotransferase 1A3. The record is from RefSeq and is a predicted model, not a curated record. Gene Ontology annotation, molecular function: sulfotransferase activity. NCBI's taxonomy places the organism in Eukaryota, Metazoa, Arthropoda, Arachnida, Araneae, Theridiidae.
AUUAUUUUUUAUUAACGUCACGAUAAGCCAGGUAGGAAAGUUUUUGAACUGAUUAUUUAGCCACUUUCGUUGUAGAUUGGCGGUCUUUAUUUUUCAUUUGUCGUAAUUCAUUUUUUUCUCUCUCAUCAUAUUAACUGAUAAGCUUACACUGGCAAGAUUCAACUCGUGGAGUGCAAUCAUAUUAGUACUUUUGUAUUAUUAAUACUUUUUUAUUGAUUUCAACGCUUACCAAGUCAAGUAUUAAUGGCAGAAAAAAAGUUCCAUCAGCUGCUGUCUAUAAAACUUUUGUACAAAAGUCCGUUGUCGUCCUUAAUAUCCAGUUGGAAGAGGAGGAAAAACAAGAUGGUGAAACGGGCAAUGGACGACCCACCUAAAGACCAAUUGCAGCUUGAGUAUGUGCAAUCAAUCCCAGAGGCUCAAAUAUACAAAGGGGUGCUGUUGCAGGGGUACCUAGUACCUGCAGACUUACUGGAGGGACUCGAAGAUAUGCCCAUUAGACGCGACGAUGUAUUCAUCAUCACAUACCCGAAAUCAGGUACGACAUGGACGGAGGAGAUUGUCUCACUGAUUUGUCAGGGAGGAGACGUGGAAAAAGUUAAGAAAGAGCCUCUCGUUUAUAGAGUCCACCACCUUGAAGUUGGCAGUCCAUUCGGACAUUCUCGCUUCUUGAAAAAGUUACCUUCUCCUCGGUUAAUGGCGACACACUUACCUCUUCCUCUGUUACCAAGAGAUCUAAGAAAUCCUAAAUGCAAGAUUAUCUACGUAAUGCGAAACCCGAAAGACACGGCUGUUUCAUAUUACCAUCAUCACAAAAUAAGUUCUUUUCUGGGUAAUGCUUCACAUUCGUGGGAUAAGUUCCUUGCUUACUUUAUGGCAGGACAUGUUGUGUACGGAUCUUGGUUUGAUCAUGUUCUCCCCUACUGGGAAUUCUGCAAGAGAAACCCAAAUAAAGUUUUCUUUUUAUCUUAUGAAGAACUAAAACUAGAUCUGGGUGGCAUGGUGAGGAGGCUUUCAGACUUCCUGAAACAACCACUGUCAGUGGAAGAGGUGGAUGCGAUUGUCAACCAUUGUUCUUUUGAGAGUAUGAAGACGAACAAAAUGGUGAAUCGUGAAAACCUGCCAAUAAGUGAUUUGUUUGACAUGACACAGUCUAAAUUCAUGAGGAAAGGAAUCAUAGGCGAUUGGAAAAACUACUUUACGCAAGAGCAGUCUGAAGAAUUCGACGAGGUUUGUUCCGAUCGCCUCAGUGGAUGCGAUCUUCCUAUUCUGGAUGAUCCCGAGGAAGUGAUCCGAUAUUUCUCCGAUUUCGGUAGAAUUAUUUACAACGCUCCAGAGGCAUCUUUGAGCUCCGACGAGGAGGAAGAUGAGAGCGAAGAUGAAUCAUCGUAUUCACGGGAAAUGACAGUUCGAAAUUGUUAUUCUUUUAUUCCACAGAUGCAGCUUCAUGUACAGCCAGAUCCCUUAACACUCGAUUCACUUGGAUGACAAGAAGCUCAUUUUGUUUUUUUGUAAAUAUUUAUUCUUAUUAUAUUUUUAACAAGGAAACAUCCUGCAUUGAAAAGACUGAGUUAUCGGACACUGAACAACUUGAAUUUAGUUCUUUCUUCGAGGUAAUUUUCAUUGGGAAGAUACAUUCACACAAUCACGCAGAAGAAAAGACAUAGAGCAUAGAGAGAGUGAGAAAGUUACAUCCAUGUCUACGGUGGGAUUCGAACCUACAACCACUGGCCCCGUAGUCCAGUUUUACAAAUAACAUAUAUACCGAACUUCAUCGACAUCAGAAUGGAUACUAUUACUCUGUAUAUUCACUGUACAUUUUCAUUGUUUCUGAAAAUACUUGUUGACAAAAUGAGGAAUGUUGAAAGAUCAUUGACCUUAUCUUAUCCUAAUAAAAUAAAAGACACU